Molecule: messenger RNA, 2244 nt
Organism: Komagataella phaffii GS115
Lineage: Eukaryota; Fungi; Ascomycota; Pichiomycetes; Pichiales; Pichiaceae
Exons: 1
Coding region: 1-2244 (747 amino acids)
Cellular component (GO): extracellular matrix
Molecular function (GO): GPI anchor phospholipase D activity
Source: RefSeq, a predicted model, not a curated record
AUGGUGAAGUUGGCCUGGAUUUGUUUUAGAGCCGUUGAAAGUGCCGGCGUCUUGGUGCAUCUCAUAGCAUCUUAUUGGACUACGAACCAGUUGGGGGCUGAUCUCAAUAGCUUGGCAGCGGGAUCUUUCUUCCCAGAUGCCUUUUAUAACUGUGCUGGUACACAGUUGGCAGAGUUAUCAGAAGAUUUGCAUUGGCCGAAGUUACUGGGCGCUUUCAUAGAAGAUUACAGGGAAAAUUCUAAUCAGUUUUCGGAGGAGGAUGAAAUUUCUAAUUAUAGAGCCUUCAUCUAUGGCAUGUUCUCUCACCAAUUGGUUGAUAUCAAUUGGCAUUCUCUUUCGUGGGCUCAAGGUCUGCUGAGGAUAGCGGCAGCAACGGAAUUCGACGGGCAGCUGGAAUUGGCGCACAACUUUCUUGAUACAGCGGGAGAUUUCUUUUUACUGAAUCAUUUCUUGACGGAUAAUGCAGUGGGAAAAGAAAACCCACUUUUUGAGUUUGUAUCUUCUAUCUCAUACCAAUAUCCGACUAAGCACAUUCUUAGGGUCAUCAAUGAAAAAUGGAACGUAUCAUUGUCCAAAUUUCAACUCGAUUAUUGCAUUUCACAAGGAUCUAUUGCUUUGCAGACUGAGCUAGAUUCAUCCAUUCAUGGCUAUCCUUCAUUGAUAUCGCAACAGUUUCUCAAAGUAUCUCCUAUCAUUCAAGAUCAGAUAAUGGAAUAUCAUUUUGGGGGGAUAAUCGACAUGGUCUCGAUGUCAAAAAGAUGUCUUGAAUCAUUGGAUACCCUAUUAGAUUCUGAUGUACCAUUUGAUCCUUGGAAAAUCUGUGAUAUCUACCGCAAACACUCAUCGAGUGAUGGCAUGGGAGAUAAUAGUCCAACCCAGUUUUCAUAUUCCCCCGUCAUUGUCUCCAAAAUUGCAACACCGAUCUUCGUUUCCCCGUAUAGCGCCAGCUCACUCUUCGGAUACAGUUUAGCAUUGGGAAAUUUCCUAGGCUUCAGAAACGGUGCUUGUGUCGCUGUCGGAGCCCCAAUUGAAGAAGGUUAUGGUUCUGUUUAUAUCAUCCCCAUAUCAGAAUUAUUGGAUCCCUCGUCUCAAGAAGCCAAUUCCAUGAAACUGGACCUGCACAGGAGACAUUUGACUUACUCACCUCGAUUUGGAAGCCAUUUAUCAACGAUUCAUAUUCAUGGACUUUCUAUUUUGGUGGUAUCCACACCAGGCCUUGGCUACAUUCAAUUCUACUAUAGAAAUAUCCUGCUUUUGACUAUACAUUCCGAUCAUCCAAACGUGAUAGAAGGUUCGCACGGCCCAGAUAAUCAGUUUGGGAUAUACACCAAUGUGUACGAUGUAAACUCUGAUAACGUUGAAGAUCUAAUAAUCCUCAAUUUUUUAGGAGAUUCUCAAGAGUCUCCCCAGACAGGCUACAUCAGUAUAAUAGAUGGCCUUCUUCUUCGUCACUUGAUAUUUCGAACGAACAAAGCGGAAAGAUCCUUGUCACUUUCACAAUGUGAAUGGAAACGCUUAUCAUUGCCAUUGAAUAUAAAGCAUGGCAACGAGUACGCUCAUUUUGGUAAACAGGUUGCUGUUCACAGCAACCUGAUUUUUGCCUCCAUUGAAGCAGCACAAUGUGUUGUAUGUUACAAGAGUUGGGAGCCAAUACAUAUAAUUCAACGUGACCAAAUAUCUGAAUUUUCUGUCAAUUCUAACAAAAGAUUUCCAUCAAGAGACGGGCAAUUUGGAUCUAGCUUUAUCCACAUUACUCCAAAAAUCAAAGAAAUCUCCUAUUUGUUGAUAUCGGCUCAUUCCGAGUCUAUACCCGGUUGUCCUCUUUGUGGUGCUGUUUAUUUGUAUGCAAUUGAUCCAAUGAUCAAGUUUUUAAAGAAGUUGACUCUGAACCCUUUAGCGCCGCCAUCCAGCUAUUCCCAGUUUGGACAGGCAAUUGCUCAAGACCCCACAGACCCAAACAUUGUGUACAUCAGCUCGCAGCAUUUUGACAACUGGAAAGGAGCUGUUUGGAAAAUAGAAUUGAACAAUGUGUUAGAGUCUCCCCUAGAGCUUUUCGAAGUGAUUCAAGAGCCGAUUAUUACUGGUGUUGGCAACCAAGGGAGCCAAGGGUUUGGAAGAUCACUUGAUUUGAGUGUACAUGAUGGAAGGAAGUAUCUAUUUACAGGUACUGCAUUCUAUGGAAUUAACCAACUAAAAAAUAUGCAGCAAAGUCUAGUUGGUGGGGUAAGUAUAUGUCAAGUUUAA